AUGCUCUGGGAUCUGGUCCUGCUCGCCCUCUGGGCCGCGUCCGGCGCGCGAGCUGGUGACCAGGACGAGGACACCGCCUUCAACCUUUUCAGCAUCAGCAACAUAAACCGGAAGACCAUUGGGGCCAAGCAGUUCCGGGGGCCUGACCCCAACGUGCCAGCGUAUCGUUUUGUCCGCUUUGACUACAUCCCACCCGUGAGUGCAGAUUACCUCAGCAAGAUUGCCAAGAUCGUGAGGCAGAAAGAGGGCUUCUUUCUCACGGCCAGCCUGAAGCAGGACCCCAAGUCCCGGGGCACGCUCCUGGCUCUGGAGGGCCCCGGCGCCUCCCAGAGGCAGUUCGAGAUCGUGUCCAACGGCCCGGCCGACACGCUGGACCUCACCUACUGGAUAGACGGCGCUCAGCACGUUAUCUCCCUGGAGGACGUGGGCCUGGCUGACUCCCAGUGGAAGAACAUCACCGUGCAGGUGACAGGGGAGACCUACAGCUUGUACGUGGGCUGCGACCUGAUCGACAGUUUCACGCUGGAUGAGCCUUUCUACGAGCAGCUGCGGACAGAAAAGAGCAGGAUGUACGUGGCCAAAGGCUCUGCUCGAGACAAUCACUUCCGGGGUUUGCUGCAGAACGUCUACUUAGUGUUCGAAAACUCAGUGGAAGAUGUUCUAAGCAAGAAAGGUUGUCAGCAAAGUCAGGGAGCCGAAGCCAACGCCAUCAGCGAGAACACGGAGACACUGCACCUGAGCCCUCAGGUGGCCACGGAGUACGCGGGCCCAGGCGCGCACAGGAGGCCGGAGGUGUGCGAACGCUCCUGCGAGGAGCUGGGCACCAUGAUCACCGAGCUGUCGGGGCUGCACGUCAUCGUGAACCAGCUUCACGAGAACCUGCGGAAAGUGUCCAACGACAACCAGGUCCUCUGGGAGCUCAUCGGCGGCCCGCCCAAGACCAGGAACAUGUCCGCCUGCUGGCAGGACGGCCGCUUCUUUGCGGAAAAUGAAACCUGGGUGGUGGACAGCUGCACCAAAUGCACCUGCAAGAAAUUUAAAACCGUUUGCCACCAAAUCACCUGCCCGCCGGCGACCUGUGCCAACCCGUCCUUCGCGGAGGGAGAAUGCUGUCCUUCCUGCUUCCACUCACCGGACGGCGAGGAGGGCUGGUCCCCCUGGGCGGAGUGGACCCAGUGCUCCGCCACCUGCGGGUCGGGCACCCAGCAGAGAGGGCGGUCGUGUGACGUCACCAGCAACACCUGCUUGGGGCCGUCCAUCCAGACGCGGGCGUGCAGCCUGGGCAAGUGUGACCACCGAAUCCGGCAGGACGGGGGCUGGAGCCACUGGUCGCCGUGGUCUUCCUGCUCUGUGACCUGCGGCGCGGGCAACAUCACCCGCAUCCGGCUCUGCAACUCGCCCGUCCCCCAGAUGGGGGGCAAGAAUUGCAAGGGGAGUGGCCGGGAGACCAAAGGCUGCCAGGGCACCCCGUGUCCAAUCGACGGCCGGUGGAGCCCCUGGUCCCCAUGGUCAGCCUGCACGGUCACCUGUGCCGGAGGGAUCCGGGAGCGGACGCGCGUCUGUAACAGCCCCGAGCCCCAGCACGGGGGCAAGGACUGCGUGGGGGACGUCCAAGAGCGUCAGAUGUGCAAUAAAAGGAGCUGUCCUGUAGACGGCUGCUUGUCCAACCCGUGCUUCCCCGGUGCCGAGUGCAGCAGCUUUCCAGACGGCUCCUGGUCCUGCGGCGCCUGCCCCGUGGGCUUCCUGGGCAACGGCACACACUGUGAGGACCUGGACGAGUGUGCCGUGGUCACCGACGUCUGCUUCACCGUGGGCAAAGCCCAGCGCUGCGUCAACACCAACCCCGGCUUCCACUGCCUGCCGUGCCCCCCUCGCUACAAAGGGACCCAGCCCUUUGGCGUCGGCCUGGAGGCGGCCAGGACGGAGAAGCAGGUAUGUGAGCCUGAGAACCCGUGCAAAGACAAGACUCACGCCUGCCACAGGCACGCGGAGUGCAUCUACCUGGGACACUUCAGCGACCCCAUGUACAAGUGUGAGUGCCAGACGGGCUACGCGGGAGACGGGCUCAUCUGCGGGGAGGACUCGGACCUGGACGGCUGGCCCAACAAGAACCUGGUGUGCUCCACCAAUGCCACCUACCACUGCAUCAAGGACAACUGCCCUCUGCUGCCGAAUUCCGGGCAAGAAGACUUUGACAAGGACGGCACCGGUGACGCCUGUGACGAUGAUGACGACAAUGACGGCGUGGACGAUGAGAAGGACAACUGCCAGCUUCUCUUCAACCCCCGCCAGUUCGACUAUGACAAAGAUGAAGUCGGGGACCGCUGUGACAACUGCCCGUAUGUGCACAACCCGGCGCAGAUCGACACGGACAACAACGGCGAGGGUGACGCGUGCUCCGUGGACAUUGACGGAGACGACGUCUUCAACGAGCGGGACAAUUGUCCCUACGUGUACAACACCGACCAGAGAGACACAGACGGGGAUGGCGUGGGCGAUCACUGCGACAACUGUCCCCUGGUGCACAACCCUGAUCAGACCGACAUGGACAACGACCUCGUGGGAGACCAGUGUGACAACAAUGAUGACAUCGACGACGAUGGCCACCAGAACAACCAAGACAACUGCCCCUACAUCCCCAACGCCAACCAGGCCGACCACGACCACGACGGCCAGGGCGACGCCUGUGACUCAGAUGAUGACAACGACGGGGUCCCAGACGACAGGGACAACUGCCGGCUUGUCUCCAACCCUGGCCAGGAGGACUCCGAUGGGGACGGGCGUGGGGACGCUUGCAAAGACGACUUUGACAACGACAGCAUCCCAGACAUCGAUGACGUGUGUCCUGAGAACAGCGCCAUCAGCGAGACCGACUUCAGGAACUUCCAGAUGGUCCACCUGGACCCGAAGGGCACCACUCAGAUCGACCCCAACUGGGUCAUUCGCCAUCAGGGCAAGGAGCUGGUGCAGACGGCCAACUCGGACCCCGGCAUCGCUGUCGGUUUUGACGAGUUCGGGUCCGUGGACUUCAGCGGCACGUUCUACGUCAACACCGACCGGGACGAUGACUACGCCGGCUUUGUCUUCGGCUACCAGUCCAGCAGCCGCUUCUACGUGGUCAUGUGGAAGCAGGUCACCCAGACCUACUGGGAAGAGCAGCCCACUCGGGCUUACGGCUACUCGGGCGUGUCCCUCAAGGUGGUGAACUCCACCACGGGCACCGGCGAGCACCUGAGGAACGCGCUCUGGCAUACCGGGAACACGCAAGGCCAGGUGCGCACGUUAUGGCACGACCCCAAAAACAUUGGCUGGAAAGACUACACUGCUUACAGGUGGCAUCUGACCCACAGACCGAAGACGGGCUACAUAAGAGUCUUAGUGCAUGAAGGAAAACAGGUCAUGGCGGACUCGGGACCCAUCUAUGACCAAACGUAUGCCGGCGGGCGGCUGGGUCUGUUUGUGUUCUCGCAGGAAAUGGUCUAUUUCUCAGACCUCAAAUACGAAUGCCGAGCGGUGGAGUCCGAAGUCCUGUACUUGGCCUCCGUUGGUGAAGUUAGCGGAGAGAAGUGGGCGAUCCCACCGCGGCGGGCUGGAGGGAGCUCCGCGUGUCCCUUGGUUCUGCUCUCUGAGCACCAGGGUCUCUGCGGACUCCCAGACUCCCCAAAAACCGCCGUGAAAGAUGAGGGACACGUGCACCUGCUGUGCUUCCGACCGGCGAGUGUCACCCAGGUGCUCCGGGAGGGCCGCUGUCCAACGCCGCCGCUCUUCUCUGACUGGCGGCUCUCGGCUCGCGUGGCUGCACAGAACCCUCCGCUGCCCGCGCCCGCUUGCUUUCCGGGCCCCGGGCCCGAUGCCAGCGAGACUCAGCCCGGACCUCAGCGUCUCCCACAGGGCACGUCCUCUCCCCCGUCGUCCAGGUGGAGUCCCGGCCUCUGCGGGGGCCAGCCUUGGAGCUCACCUUCUGUGGGGGCGGUGCCCUGA
Molecule: messenger RNA, 3981 nt
Organism: Puma concolor (puma)
Lineage: Eukaryota; Metazoa; Chordata; Mammalia; Carnivora; Felidae
Source: RefSeq, a predicted model, not a curated record